AUGGCAUCAACAGAAGGCCAGGAGUUCACGGCCAAGGAGGUCGCUCUUCACAGAGAAGCCAACGACUGCUGGAUGGUCAUCCACGGUGAAGUCUAUGAUGUAACAAAGUACUUGCACGACCACCCUGGUGGCGCAGAGGUACUCAUCGAAGCUGGUGGUGUCGACGCAACUGAGGCCUUUGACAACGCCGGUCACUCUGAAGAUGCCUACGAGAUCAUGGCCGACUUCCGCGUCGGCAAGCUCAAGGGCGCAAACAAGCGCAACGCCCCCAAGGCUGUUCGCGUUGCCCCCAAGACUCUUCCCCAGCCCACCACCACCUCCGGCCCUGCCCGUGUUGCCUCUCAAGCCGCCGCCGCCGCCGUUUUCUUGACUCUCGGCGCCGUCGCUGCCCGCCAUGCCUCCAACACCCCCGCCGGCCAGGACGCCAUCGCCGCUCUCCAGCGUCUUAACCUCCACCUCCCCGAGUGGCUCUCUUUCGGCGCCGCUGCUGGCCGCCCCAAGCGCACCGGCUUCGGCUUCGUCGAGGGCUUCGCAGUUGCAUCUGCCCUCUUCGCUGUAGCCGGCACCAUCACCGCCAACAAGCUCUCCAAGCUCCUCCACUACGACCUCACCCCUAUGAAGUUCCGCCCGCACCAGAAGAUGCCCAAGGUCGCCAAGCCUGACCCUCUCCUGCAGCGCGGCUGGCUCGACCCCGUCAACUACCACCCUCUGCCUCUCGCCGAGAAGGAGCUCAUCGCCCCCAACGUCUACCGCCUCGUCUUUGAGCUGCCCACCCCCACCACCGUGCUGGGUCUGCCCAUCGGCCAGCAUGUCGCCAUCAAGGCUGAGAUUGACGGCAAGUCCGUCAGCAGGUCAUACACGCCUACUUCAAACAACUCCGACCUCGGCAAGCUCGAGCUCGUCAUCCGCUGCUACCCCGACGGCCUGUUGACCGGCAAGUACCUCGCCAACCUCGAAAUCGGCAACGAGGUGCUCUUCCGCGGGCCCAAGGGUGCCAUGCGCUACAAGCGCGGCCUCUGCAAGAAGAUUGGCAUGCUUGCCGGCGGCACCGGCAUCACCCCCAUGUACCAGCUCAUCCGCGCCAUCUGCGAAGACGACCGCGACACCACCGAGGUCAGCCUCAUCUACGCUAACCGCACCGAGGGCGACAUCCUGCUCCGCAAGGAGCUCGAGGCCUUUGCUAGACGCUACCCCAAGAACCUCAAGCUGCACUACCUCCUCGACGCGCCCCCCGACAACUGGACCUACGGCGUCGGUUACGUCACGCAGGAGCUCAUGGCCGAGCGCUUCCCCGCCCCGUCCCCGGACACCAAGAUCAUGCUGUGCGGCCCGCCGGGCAUGGUCAACGCCGCCAAGAAGUCGCUGGAGAACCUGGGCUUCGAGAAGCCCGGUUCCAUGUCCAAGAUGUCCGAUGCCGUCUUCUGCUUUUAA
This is a messenger RNA of Colletotrichum truncatum, 1431 nucleotides long. Its product is annotated as cytochrome b5. The record is from RefSeq and is a predicted model, not a curated record. Gene Ontology annotation, molecular function: oxidoreductase activity; heme binding. Gene Ontology annotation, cellular component: endoplasmic reticulum. NCBI's taxonomy places the organism in Eukaryota, Fungi, Ascomycota, Sordariomycetes, Glomerellales, Glomerellaceae.